This is a messenger RNA of Aureobasidium subglaciale EXF-2481, 1054 nucleotides long. RefSeq lists its product as uncharacterized. Lineage: Eukaryota; Fungi; Ascomycota; Dothideomycetes; Dothideales; Saccotheciaceae. The record is from RefSeq and is a predicted model, not a curated record. The transcript is spliced from 2 exons. Bases 259 to 657 code for a protein of 132 amino acids. Gene Ontology annotation, molecular function: oxidoreductase activity.
CUUUAUCACUGAGAAAAUACGAUAGGCAUGACUUCGCCGAUGAAUGACUAAGUGGCCGAUGUGGCGUCACCGGGCCCGUGCUCCGGCUAUCUAGCUGCACCCACGCCGAGGCGAGUGGCCCAAUACAAAUGGAGACGCCGACGCCGUGAACUGGCUGGUGUCUGGUUUUCAGCAGCGAGCAGACAAGAAAAUCUUGACUAUCAGGGAAUCCAUAUAAGCUCUCCACACAAGUGUCGAAGAACGACUUCUUGUACCGCAAUGGCUAAGCACAGGCAGUACAAGCUCACCACGCUUCUCAAGCGAAGGUCCGACAUUACCGAACACGAAUUUCAUAGGUACUGGUCUGAGAAACAUCCGCUUGUUGUCAACCAGUGGCUUGUCAAACACGGCGUCGUCAAAUACGUUCAGUAUCACACGCCAUCGCAGUUUCGAGAGGAGUGCGAGUUCGGACAAGGCUCCAGCCAUAUAGCCGAGUUUGACGGUUACGUCGAACUUACAGUGCCGAACAUCGAUGCUUUAAAGGACGCUUUCAAGGAUCCUUUCUACAAAUCCCAUGUCGCGCCUGAUGAAGCUGCGUUUAUCGAUGCUCAAGAAACGCGCCGCACAUUCGGCUAUGAGGAACUCUAUAUCGAAGGCAGCAAGAUCGAACAGAACUGAGAACCUCGACUGAAAAGCCGCUAGAACGCAGGUUCUCUCCAUAGUGACCAGCGGGUCCGACAGUUCGCUACCUGACGCAGGUCUUGGACCCGGCCUCACCACAGAUGGAAGCAAUUUGUCCAUCCCACCAAGAUCAAUCCAAGUACUCUCUUUGCUCCAGCAUUCGUCUAGCUCAGUACUAUCAAAGUCAAGCUUUUGAACGCUUUAGGUCAAUUUUCGCGUUUGUAGACCAGCGGCGCUUGUUUCGCUGAUGGAAUGGCUGAGGUUAAACGCGUGCGUCAGCGCACGGCCCAACUGUGACUUAGUCAUGUCUCCCGGACGUCAAAUUGCCUUUCUCGCUCUGUACCGUGCCCGUCACCUAUGCUCAUCUGUCUUCAGAGAAUUCUCGUCUCGCGCC